Molecule: messenger RNA, 1310 nt
Organism: Galleria mellonella (greater wax moth)
Lineage: Eukaryota; Metazoa; Arthropoda; Insecta; Lepidoptera; Pyralidae
Exons: 3
Coding region: 221-979 (252 amino acids)
Source: RefSeq, a predicted model, not a curated record
AUAAAUAUUUUAGUUUGGUUAUAAUAAAACAAAUCUACAUGCUACUCGUAAUGUAUACAUGCAGUGCUAGUAAACAGAUUACAAAAUAUUUACUUCGGACAAAAUGUCCCCCAUGUACGUUGGCUUCUAGUUGAAUAUUCAAAUCCGGCGACCGCGACACGCACAUACAAUUGUGUGGAUUGUAAAGUGCGCACGUUUAUUGCCCAAAUAUUGAUGUAAAAUGUUUUCUGGCCUGCUCAUAACAGUACUCACCAUUGGAAGACACGCCAACGCUCACGACAUUGAAGUAACAACAAAAAAGUCGGAGAUAUUAGUAGACAAAAUACGCAGAAAAUUGAUGGAAGACAACUACGACUACAUGUCUUCAGAAACAGAAGAAUUAGUCAGUGUUAAGUAUACUCAUAAUAAACCAACCAAUGAACCAUAUUAUGAUCAUCGUUAUACAGCCUCUGAUGAUUAUAAUGACGUUAAUAUGGAUAAAAAUCAAAAAUUAGUUGCGAGAACUAAUGACAAGUUGGAAUCUUUAACUAGAUACAUAUCACCAUCAGAACAAAAUACAGGUACAGAUGAUCAGAGAGUAUCGAAACAUGAUCUGCUUUAUUAUGUAGAUAAUGAACAUUUAGAGAAUGAUAAAAAUAUUGAAAAUAUCAUAACUGAUUCAGAAGCUUACGAGCAUAUGGAAAUAGGAAGUAACAGAAAUGAUUUUUCUAAUACAAAAGUCAAAUACCGAAUGCUAAAGAUAAAGCCGCAGCAUCAGUCACGUCGAAGUAGCUCAACUUAUCGGCGAUUCAUUCAAGAGGAAGGAGACAAAGGAGUGGCUAUCAUUAAUCUGGACGACGGUCCAUUCCCAGAGUUCCGGCUCCCUCGCACACGCACACAGUACAUGCACCAGGAUGAAAGUGAAGACGAGAUGGAUGCAGCUUCGCUGUCAGACGUAAGCAAUAUAUCGGGUAGCGGUGACGAAGUAGCCCUUACUUGACCUUGGAAACUAUUGCCUACGUAUGAAAAAUUUGGACAAAAACCGCAAUUAUGCGUGGGAACAGUAAAAGUACUUAUAUUAAAAAUUUGUUUCUUUUUUUUAAAUACUCUUGUCUUGAUACUUACUAUUCAGAUCUGCUACUUGUAAAGUCCUCGUGAGCAAAUUAAUUUGAACAACAAGUUUGAUUAUUAAGAAGCAUCCAUUUUGUUUUACAAAGAAAAUUACAACAAGUAUUAUUAAGAGCUAAUUAGUUCGAGAUAUUUACGAUAGUCGCUUUAGUGGCGGUUCAGGUGUUGCUGGGUCGGGACAGAAAUGGCGAAUUUAUCGAACG